Messenger RNA from Colletotrichum orchidophilum, 657 nucleotides. RefSeq names its product DSBA-like thioredoxin domain-containing protein. The transcript has 2 exons. The record is from RefSeq and is a predicted model, not a curated record. Bases 1 to 657 code for a protein of 218 amino acids. Gene Ontology annotation, molecular function: oxidoreductase activity. NCBI's taxonomy places the organism in Eukaryota, Fungi, Ascomycota, Sordariomycetes, Glomerellales, Glomerellaceae.
AUGCCUGUCAUAAAAAUCGAGGCCGUCACGGACCUGCUAUGUCCGUGGUGCUACGUCGGCAAGAGGAACCUCGAAAGCGCAAUCUCACAAUACCGCGCCGUGGACCCCUCUGCCGAGUUCGAGGUCAUCUGGAAGCCGUUCUACCUCAACCCGGCGUUGAAGAGUUCCGGCUACGACAAACGCGAAAUAUACACAACGCGCUUCUCCCUCGGCGGCGACCUCGCCUCCGCCAUAGCCCGCGUAACCUCCAUCUGCGCCUCGGCCGGCAUCCGCCCCGACGUCGCGGGCACGACGGGCAACACGCGGCAAUCCCACAAGCUCCUCGCCCUGGCCCUGGCCCGCAAGGGUCCCACAGCCCAAGACCGCCUCCUCGAGGCCCUGUUUCGGGGCCACUUUGAAGAAGGGGCCGACAUCACGGACCGACACUACCUCGUCGCCACCGCCGCCGCCGCCGCGGGGCUCGACGUGGCCGAGGCCGAGGCCGCGCUCGACAGCGACCGUGCGGGCGAGCUCGUCGACGGCGAGGUCGUCCGGGCCAGGAAGGCGGGGGUCACGGGGGUGCCGACGUUUACGGUGCAGGGUCGGUGGAGGGUCGGUGGGAACCAGGAGCCGGAUGUGUUUUUGAGGGUGUUUGAGCGGGUCAACGAGGAUCAUUGA